AUGUCGAAUAGCACUUAAACUGAGUAGACUUUUCAAGAAAAGCUUAAUAGAUAAUACAUGACAGAGUAUUUAUUUAAGGGAAAUAAGGAGAGCGUUAAAGGUAAUUACGCUGAAGCUGCUGACUCUUACAAAAGAAGUUUAAGUUUCGGAGAGGAUGUCAGUAUUUAUUAUAAUUUAGGAUUGAUGCAGUAAAAACUAGGUUAGACAUCAGAAUCUAUUUCUACUUAUCAAACAUGUAUUUAAAAAUUCCCUAAUGAAGCUUGCUGCUAUUAGGGAUUAGGAUAAUCUUAGCUAAAUUUAGAGUAGCUUGAAAAUGCAGUUUCUUAAUUCGACUAAUGCCUCUCUUUGGAUGAGAAAAAAACAGAGUGCUUGAAUGGAAAAGGAAUUGCAUUUUUAAAACAAAAUAAAUUAGUAGAGGCAGAAUAAUCUUUAAGAAAAUGCAUUUCCAAGAAUUCUAGAAAUGAAGAUUGCUAAAACAAUUUAGCUAAGAUAUAUAUUUAAAAGAAAGAAUAUGAACUUGCUUAAACACCUCUUAAUGUUUGCUUGGAUAUAAAUGGAAACUCAGAUUAAUGCUUGAAUAAUAUGGGUCAUGUAUUUUUAAAUUUAAAUCAAUCUAAACAGGCUAUUAGAUACUACUAAAAAGCUUCUUCAUUAAAGCCUAAAAAUGAAUAAUAUUUGGUGGAUCUCGGAAACGCAUUUAAAAAGAGCAAAAACUUUGAAAAUGCUCUUAAUAUAUUUAACAGGCUAAUUUAGAUUGAUCCUAGCAAUGAGACUUACCACGAAAUGAAAGGAUUUAUGUUUUACAACAAAGGCGAUUUCGAUAACGCAAUACCUGCUUUUGAAGAAUGCACUAAGUUGAAGGGAGAAAACGCAUUUACUUGUCACAGACAUUUAGCAAAUUGCUACUAUGAAAAAGAAAAUUUUGACAAUGCCAUUUAAAAUUACAAAGAAUGUAUUACUUUAAAACCUUAAAGAAUAGAAAACUAUUUAUUUUUUACAAGUUCUGUUUUUUUAAAAACCAAAUAACAAUGCAUUUAUUACAAAAACACUACCUAGGAAUUCUGCUUAAACUCCUACAAUAAUACUUACAAUUAUGUGACUGGCAAUUAUAACAGUGCUAAAGAUUAUUGCUAAAGCAAUAUAAACAAUGCUAAAAAUUAUGUUGAAACAAAUUAUAAUAAUACAAGGGAUUAUGUUUAAGGUCAUAUUAGCAACUCUAAAGAGUAUGUAAGUAAUAUUAAUAACUCUACUUCAGAAUAUUUUAGUGAUGUAACCAAUAAGACAAAGUCAUACUGGGGCGGAGUUUAUGACUAAGCUAUGCAGUAUUACAACUCCUUAUUCUCAUGA
Messenger RNA from Tetrahymena thermophila SB210, 1347 nucleotides. Its product is annotated as tetratricopeptide repeat protein. Lineage: Eukaryota; Ciliophora; Oligohymenophorea; Hymenostomatida; Tetrahymenidae. Gene Ontology annotation, molecular function: protein binding. The record is from RefSeq and is a predicted model, not a curated record. The transcript has a single exon.